This is a messenger RNA of Limanda limanda (common dab), 1107 nucleotides long. It is a transcript of the gene aqp11, whose product is annotated as aquaporin 11. Bases 1 to 1107 code for a protein of 368 amino acids. Gene Ontology annotation, biological process: transmembrane transport. Gene Ontology annotation, molecular function: channel activity. The transcript is spliced from 4 exons. Lineage: Eukaryota; Metazoa; Chordata; Actinopteri; Pleuronectiformes; Pleuronectidae. Gene Ontology annotation, cellular component: membrane; cytoplasm. The record is from RefSeq and is a predicted model, not a curated record.
AUGCUCAUUUGCUCCGGACCUGAUGCCGCAUCAUCCCGCAAAGAUCCGCAGAGCCGGAGCAGAGCUGAGGCUUCCAUCCGCCGGAGGGAGCGACCUUCCUUGACCGAGUCCAUCCUCACCUCCUCCGUCACCAUCUGGUUCGCUGCUGCCACCACUAACGACAACAGGAGGCUGCAGCGGAUCAUCCGUUCUGCUGAGAAGGUGAUCGGCUGCAAUCUGCCAUCUCUCCAGGACCUGUUUGCCUCUAGGACCCUGAGGCGUGCAGAGCACCUGUCUCCCGGGGACAUGAGCUCCUCGGACGUGGGGGGGACCGUGCUCGUGCUCGCGGGGACCGUCGGUCUCUUCGCGGGGACCCGCAGGCUGAUCACCCGGAGCCUCGCGGGCACGCGCCUGUGCGUGUACGCGCUGGAGCUCACGUGCACCCUCCAGCUGUGCAUGUGCACGCACGAGCUCCAGCUGCUGACCCAGCUGGGGGGGGUGGACCCCCGCGUGGCGCUCGCGCUUACCUACGCGGCCGCCGUCGUGCACGCGCUCACCUUCAGCGGCGCGUGCACGGGGAACCCCACCGGGACCCUCGUGCACGCGUACCGUGCGCGCAUCCCGGUGGGCGUGGCCCUGCGGAGGAUCGCGUGCCAGUUCGCCGCGGCCGCCGGUGCACGCGCCGCGGUCCCGCUGCUCAGGGGUCUCGGGUGGUCCCGGCUGCACGUGCUGCACGAGCUGCUCGGGUACCGGUGCGUGAGCCCCGUGCACGCGCCUCUGCACCAGGCCGCCGCCGUGGAGCUCGCGUGCGCGUUCGCGGUGCAGACUGCCCUCACGUGCACGCGCUCGGUGGAGGAGAAGUACCGCGUGCACGCGCUAGCUGCGGUCAUCGCAUCAGUGGUUUAUGCAGGCGGCCGUUGGACCGGAGCCGUGUUCAAUCCGGCCUUGGCCUUCUCCACUCAGUUCCCCUGCAGCGGUCACUCCUUCCUGGAGUACUGUGUGGUCUACUGGCUGGGCCCCCUGCUGGGUAUGAUGAGCUCCGUGCUGCUGUUUGAUCGACUCGGCCCUCUGUUGUCAUGGAAACCGCCGUCUGUCCCUGGUCCCGUGGAGACAAAGAAGAGGACGUGA